AGUGUAGUCCGCCUAUUAUUCUUAUUGGAAAGCCACCCACGAAAAGGAAAAGCACAACUGAUUCAUUUCAUGGUGGGCGGUUCGCUCGAUACGUAUCGCCAUUUCAAAUAGCAGUAAAACGUGAAGGCAAACAGCCGCUGCGCACUCUGAACUCACUCCUCACACGCGGCAGGAAAGGAAAGAAGAGAGACGGCCGGAUAGCGACGCCACCCGCACGGCGGUUUACUCCUUCAGCGAUGCCACCCCCUUCUUCUUCUACCACACCGCGAGAUCAGCCACGUGCUGCGCACGCCCCACUGCGGCCCCGCGAUCAGUUCGCCGACGUCGGCCGCUGCGGCAGCACCGGGCGCGGUGUGCGACUGUGCUACAACACCUUUGGCUCCUCCCGCGACCCGUGUGUGCUGCUGGUUGUCGGCCUCGCCUCCCCCGCGCUCUUCUGGGACGAUCGGUGGUGCACGACCCUCGCCCUCGCGGGGCCGUUCUUUGUCGUCCGCUACGACAACCGCGACGUGGGUUGCAGCACCCACUUCGACGACGACACCGCUGGGAAGACCGUCUCGCACGGGUCAACGAGUUACAUGCGCUUUGCCUAUGCGGUGCUGCGACCCGGCAAGCGGACCAUACCGGAGGUGUACACGCUGAUGGACAUGGCGGCCGACGCGUUCGGCUUGUUGGAUGCGCUGCGCAUCGCCGCCUGCCACCUGGUGGGUACGUCGAUGGGUGGAACGGUUAUCCAGUGCAUGGCCAUCAGCCACCCAGAGCGGGUGCUGUCGCUGUCGCUGCUGUCGACGCACACGAACUCCCCGCACACCCAGUGGCCCUCUCUGCGCGAUAUGAUGAGCUUCAUUGCGCUGAUGCCCAAGUCCACGUCUGCCAAGUACGCGGCGCGGAUCGCCGGCGCAGCCAACGCGGAGGAGCGCCAGCGGCUGUGUGCCGAGCGGGACGCGGAGCGGGUGGAGGUGUACGCGGCCAGCUUUUCGAAGCUGCUGGAGAGGUUAGCGGGGGACACGAAGAAGUACGCAUUUGACCGCGCCGCCGCCCAGCGGCAGAUGACGCGGGUCUUUCGUCGUAGCCUCUACGUGAACGGCGGCCCGCGGCAGUUCCUGGCGCUGCUGAACGCGCCGAGCCGUGACGAAGAUCUGCAGCGCUGCAUCACGAGUGUCCCUCCGGGAGGGGCGCGCGAGACAACGCCAGUCGGUGGCAGUAACCCGCCAAUUCCGUCUCACGUCGCCGCUUCCGCUCCGUUGUACGUGCCAACGAUUAUUAUCCAAGGCGAUCGUGAUCCGCUGGUGCCGGCUGGGAAUGCGAAGCACCUCGCGUCUAUCAUCCGAGGCAGCCGCCUGUACGUGAUGGAGGGCAUGGGCCACACGCUGAUUCCCGCCUUGAGGGACACCUACGUGCGACUCAUCCGUGAUAACAUCCGCGUGGGAGAGGCGGCGUCGCGGUCGCCUGCCCGGAAGGCGGCGGUGGCUGCUGCUGCCGCGGCUGCGAAAAAGAAGAAGAGCGCGGCGAGGCCGGCGGUUGCGUCGAAGCUGUGA
Messenger RNA from Leptomonas pyrrhocoris, 1538 nucleotides. RefSeq names its product hydrolase-like protein. Lineage: Eukaryota; Euglenozoa; Kinetoplastea; Trypanosomatida; Trypanosomatidae. The record is from RefSeq and is a predicted model, not a curated record. Bases 237 to 1538 code for a protein of 433 amino acids. The transcript has a single exon.